CUGUGAAUGAAUGCCUCGAGGGUGAAAAAUCAAAAUCAAUAUCGCCUCCGUCGACGAUCGUCUUCCGCCGCGCCACCCGCCGUCUUCUUCUUCUUCUUCACCCGAGGUCCAAAGCUGAACCACUGAUAGACUGCACCGAACGAAGCAAAAGUAAAUCGGAAAUCGGAGUUGAGGAAACGAAGAAAAAUGGCAGAGAAAUUGGCUCCUGAGAAAAGUCAUAGCUUCAUCCAUAAUGGUCAAAAGGUGUUUGAUUGGGACCAAACACUGGAAGAGGUAAACAUGUACAUAACGCUUCCACCUGAUGUUCCGAAGAAGCUAUUCUACUGCAGGAUUGACUCCAAACACGUUGAAGUUGGGAUUAAAGGCAACCCUCCCUAUCUUAAUCAUGACUUUACCGGCCCAGUGAAGACUGAUUCUUCAUUUUGGACUCUUGAAGAUGAUAUAAUGCACAUAACCUUGCAGAAGAGGGACAAAGGUAAGACAUGGUCUUCACCUAUAACGGGUCAAGGCCAGUUAGAUCCAUACGCCACAGAUCUUGAACAGAAGCGACUCAUGCUUCAACGGUUUCAAGAGGAGAACCCGGGUUUUGACUUCUCGCAGGCUCAGUUCUCUGGAGAUUGCCCUGACCCGAGGACCUUCAUGGGUGGGAUCCGUUCUGAUUGACGGGUCUCUAUUAGUCAACACAACUGUUAUUGCAUCCUCUUUAAUUGUAUGUAAUCUGAACUAGUCUUAACUCUCAGGCUUUGUCACAAUAAUUUGUGUCUAAAUAUAUUAUAUGUUAAGUGAAGUAUUGUCUUGGUAUCUUAAUGCUUCCAGUAGCUAUUAA
Messenger RNA from Erythranthe guttata (spotted monkey flower), 826 nucleotides. RefSeq names its product HSP20-like chaperones superfamily protein. The record is from RefSeq and is a predicted model, not a curated record. Gene Ontology annotation, biological process: protein folding. NCBI's taxonomy places the organism in Eukaryota, Viridiplantae, Streptophyta, Magnoliopsida, Lamiales, Phrymaceae. Gene Ontology annotation, cellular component: cytoplasm.